UCCAAAGGCUCCGCAGUCCCGCCAAAGCUCAGCCAUCAACUUCAAAAGCACUAAAUCAAACACCAUGCCUCAGCCCGAUCCUCUCAGCUGGACUUUGUUGUUCAAAAAGCACAGAACGACCGUGCUUCUGAUGCUUCCUGCAUCCGAAACGGUCGCCGCAACCAAAAAUGCAUUGCUUCGGGCCCUUCAAGCGCGGGGCCUGAGAGAUAUAAAUGGAGAUAUCGUUCCGGGGGACGCUUCUGAGAUUGAGCUUGGAGUUCCGGUAGACAAGAACGACCUGGAAAAGGGCUGGACGAAGCUUGAGGUUGACCCCGCCGACUUCGAUGUUGCUGAUGCGCCCAAACGAGGAGCCGGGAAGAAGGCAGCCGGUUCGCUCACCUUACUAGCUGCUGAUAUUAAGAAUGGACAAGCAAUCGCAUUCAGGUUCCGGAAGACUACGCCCGACGAUUCUGAGAAGAACGACGAGUUGGCCGAGCUAGAUCUAGAAGAUCCAGGAUGGGAUGUUGUCCUCCCUAGCUUCGAAGACGAAGACGAAGACGUCCAGAACUGAGUGCUACCCUCAACCGGAAAUAAUGAAAUGAAUGACAUCAGGCCCUUCUGUUAGCCGCGAUUGAGAUCCAAUAUACCACACAGGUUGCUACAAGGACAAGCGAGCCAUGACCCGAACCAUGUUGACGGUCUUGUGACCUUAACUUGAAUGCGAUCUCUGGCCAACAAGAGUACUCUUUGGCUUGCAUCUACGUUCUGUGGAAGCGCGAUACGAUGAGCUAUCUAUGCUCUUGAGUUACCCUGGCGCUUGGCUCAUAUCGUUUUAUAGCAGACGGCUCUAAUAAGCUUCCGUGAAUAUCACUUUAAU
Molecule: messenger RNA, 856 nt
Organism: Aspergillus uvarum CBS 121591
Lineage: Eukaryota; Fungi; Ascomycota; Eurotiomycetes; Eurotiales; Aspergillaceae
Exons: 2
Coding region: 65-550 (161 amino acids)
Source: RefSeq, a predicted model, not a curated record